Messenger RNA from Sphenostylis stenocarpa, 432 nucleotides. NCBI's taxonomy places the organism in Eukaryota, Viridiplantae, Streptophyta, Magnoliopsida, Fabales, Fabaceae. The record is from the annotation of a GenBank genome assembly.
AUGACGAAGCUUAGCCUUACGCAAUCCGAUCCUCACCGACACUCGUUGCUUACAUCUGCACCUUUCAUUUCUCUCUUCCCUGGCUUGGAUUCCAAUGAGAAAGAUCACAACCUUGGAGAGCAAGGCAAGGAGGCAGGCCCUUCUAGGUUAAAAUUAGGGCAACAUGUGCUUCUAGAAUCCCUAAUCUACCAUUCGUUCAAUGGAAAAUGUCUGGAAACAAAAAUUAAUUCCGGGGUUCUGCGUAGGCUUCAGCAACCUCCUCCUACAUAUGUAGAAGUCAAGUCUGACAUCAUUUUGCUGGUGGUGACAGUAGUAUCUUCCAGUAGUAGAAAAAAGUAUAAAUCCCCCUGCACAGAUAUCAAUUCAGAUGAACUGGACUUGCUAGAGGUCAAUAUUGACCACACUGUUGUUUAUAGAUCAUCAUGCAAGUGA